Striga asiatica is the source of this 2547-nucleotide messenger RNA. Lineage: Eukaryota; Viridiplantae; Streptophyta; Magnoliopsida; Lamiales; Orobanchaceae. The record is from the annotation of a GenBank genome assembly.
UUUCAGUUUACGAAUGCAUGCAUAAUCGUACAUAUGUAAUUAUAUAUAUAUAGCUCUCUAAAACCCUUCUGCUUUUUGUUCUUCUUUUUCAAACCCUCCCGCGGUUUAAAUCUUCAGCCAAUUCUCAAUAUCCGUGGAAAAAGAGGGAUCUUUGCGCAUUCAGAUAUAUGAAUACAUAUUGAUGAGUAAAUUCAUUCAAUUUGGUUAAUUGGAUCAUUCGAUUGGGUAAUCAUCUCCGGUGGAUCUGGAUUUGUAGUUGCUAGCUUUUCGAAUUUUGAUUUCUUUGGUCGGUUUUUAGUUGAUUUGAUUGUGUUCAAUGGAAGGAGAGAAGCCACAAAAUCUAGAUCCGUUCGCCCCCAUCCAAUCUACUGGUGACCAAGCUGUUGAUUUGCAUAUUAUAAGUGAAGAGAUGGCUUCCCAAAAAGAUGAAAGGAUUGCCUCUACAAAUCCUUCUCCGGAUGCAGUUGUCACGGGGGCUUCAAGAAACGCCAAAUAUCAACCUGCAACUUCAGUAACAACUGGAGGUCUUUCUACUUUACAACCAUUUAACACAUAUACCCCUCAAGAACAGGGUUAUUACAUUGCAGGGUAUGAUAGCGGCAGUUGUAACUGGGAUGAACAUUCAAACUAUGUCAAUGCCGACAACUUGAAUAUCUUACCUCCAGCCAUGUACAAUGAAAAUUCUUCACUCUUCUUUCCUCCGGGUUAUGGCUUUGACUCCCAGAUGGCAUAUGGGCAGUUUUCCCCACUAGCUAACCCCCUUUCUCCAAUAAUGAUUGAUGGUCAGCUGUUUUCUCCUCAUCAAGUGCCUGUGACCCCGCCUUACUAUCCGCCGCCAAUUUCACCUGGCCCACCACAUGUUACUUCGGCGCAUCCUGCCUCACAGACUGAAAUAAUGGCACCAGGAAAUAGCAGCCAAGAAAACCUUAUGGACAACACAUUUUUUGGGCCAGGGUCAGCUUACUAUCUACCUUUUGGAUCUUUUAGUGGAGGUGAAUUUUCUGGAAGCGGUGCCCAUGGUCCUUACAAAUUCCGUGGAGAUUUUGGGUCAAGCGAAUCAUUGCCUAGGCGCUCGAGUUCCUUAGAUACUACUAGCUGGUUCAUGUCUCCAUUAACUUCUGGAACUGGAUACGCUCAACCUAUUGGCAUACUUGGAUCAUAUGAGCAGAAUGUUGCACAGUGGCAGCCACCAUUUCAGGGUUUUGGGUUAACGACAAAUACCUCAUCUAGACAUUUGGCCCACAGUGGUUCUUACCAAAGCUCUGUCGGGUCUAGUUCUUCUCGAUAUCGAUUUUCCAGUGAUAAAAGUGGAAGGCGAGAAAGGGAUCGGGAUUCUCUCAACAUUUCUACAGACAUGUCUGGUGUGUCAAGCGACCGGAACAGAGGACCAAGGGCCUUGAAGCCCAAAAACAAGAAUAGCCCUGAAGAGGAGUCUUCUGUGAGCAUCAAAGAUGUUGAAUCAACUUCUAGGCUUCAGGCCGAUCACAUCAACUCGCCAGAUUUCAUAACCGAUUAUGAGCGUGCAAAAUUUUUUGUUAUAAAGUCUUUCAGUGAAGACAAUAUCCAUAAAAGUAUAAAAUACAGCGUCUGGGCCAGCACACCACUUGGGAACCGUAAAUUGGAUGCUGCCUAUCACGAAUUAAAGGAAAUGGCAGGCAUGUGUCCUGUAUUUCUCUUCUUCUCGGUUAAUGCUAGUGGCCAAUUUUGUGGUGUAGCUGAGAUGAUUGGGCCUGUUGACUUUGAGAAUGAUGCUGAUUACUGGCAGCAGCAGGAUAGGUGGAGUGGUCAGUUUCCCGUCAAAUGGCAUAUUAUCAAAGAUGUGCCCAACAGUCGCUUUCGCCACAUACUUCUUGAAAAUAACGACAACAAGCCUGUCACACACAGCCGGGACUCUCAAGAGGUGAAGCUGGAACAGGGAAUUGAAAUGCUGAAAAUUUUCAAGGACCAUGAUCCCGAGACAUCCCUACUUGAUGAUUUCAAGUUUUAUGACGAGCGGGAGAAAACCUUUCUGGAGAGGAAGGCAAAACAGCAAACCAGUUGUAGUGAGAAUACAAGUGGAGAUACAGAGUCUGCUCAUGUAACCGAAUCAAUUAGUCAACUGUCGGGAAACUUGGCAGAUACUCUACAGUUGGAUGGCGGUAUGAUAGGUGGUACUGGACAUGGGAAUUGGGAAGCAAGUGGGACCCAUGUGCGUGAACCUAUGAGGUGGCACUUUAGUUUGAUUCUCAAUGUUUUAGUUCAGGUAAUUAAUUCAGGUUGCUAUAAUGUAGCACUAUGUAUUAGGCCUUAAAGUUGGGCCUAGUGAAGUGAAAAGCUGCUAAAUGAUUAUUUAAAUUGAAUUUGUAGUUUUCUUGUGCCUUGUUAGCGUCACUAUAUUUCGAAGUCUGUAAUUAUCCAUUUUUUUAGUUCGUUUUAUAAUUAUGUGUAAUCUCUUGAGUAUGAGGAAAGACCGAAGUUGAUAAGAGUUUAGACUUUAGAGUAUAUUUCUGGAUUUGUGAUAUUCUCUACUUGUCCAAACUGUUUUAUUGUUCAGUAUUUUAAUCACUC